This is a messenger RNA of Colletotrichum orchidophilum, 210 nucleotides long. RefSeq lists its product as uncharacterized. The record is from RefSeq and is a predicted model, not a curated record. The transcript has a single exon. Bases 1 to 210 code for a protein of 69 amino acids. NCBI's taxonomy places the organism in Eukaryota, Fungi, Ascomycota, Sordariomycetes, Glomerellales, Glomerellaceae.
AUGGGGUUAUGGAAGAGACAUCCGAAGCGCGAGCUCGAACCAUGGGAUGGCCUGGUUGACGGCAUGUUGAACCAGGCCCUUGAGGCUGGGCAUGAAGCCAUUGGCAUCUGGCGGUGCAACAAGCUACGGCCGUCCCGUCGUCCAUAUUUGAUGGCGUUGUUGAGGAAAGUCCGCAGACCAAGGGGUGGGCAAAGUGCGAAUUGGGUGUAA